GGCGGGGCGAAAUGGAAGGCAGAGAGCGGAAGGGGCACGGGAGACAGGAAGAUGUAACCAUUGGAGUGUGUUGAACACUGGUGAUCGUCCUCCGUGUUGCAUAAUUAAGUUGUGCCGGGGUUGAUGAAAUGAGUGAAAGUAAAUCCCAAGCAGUUGAUGUUCCAUCCACCCAGACUGAAGCGGCUGUCAAACCUUUACCGUUUAAGCAACCGAAUUUUCAGCAUUCAGGUAUUGGAGGAGCUGCAGCUGGCAAGAAGAACAGGACCUGGAAGAACCUGAAACAAAUUCUUGCUUUGGAAAGGGCAUUACCAUGGCAACUAAAUGAUCCAAGCUAUUUCAGUAUUGACGCUCCUCCUUCAUGCAAGCCCGCAAAGAAAUACUCUGACAUCUCAGGGCUUCCUGCCAAUUACACAGACCCACAAAGCAAGUUAAGAUUCAGCACAAUUGAAGAAUUCAAUUACAUCAGGAUGCUGCCUUCAGAUGUUGUCACUGGGUAUUUGACUCUGCGAAAAGCAGCAAGCAUUGUAACGUAGCAGACUGUGAUAUGGUCAAGUGAAACAUGGCACAGUGAUCAAUUUCAAUUCAGUUCUCAUAUGUUUAUAUAUGUACUAUAUAUGUAUACUUUUUUACACAUUUUUACAUGCUCAUUUGUUAAAUGUAUUGCAUA
This is a messenger RNA of Spea bombifrons (plains spadefoot toad), 667 nucleotides long. RefSeq names its product INO80 complex subunit C (gene INO80C). The record is from RefSeq and is a predicted model, not a curated record. The coding region runs from base 129 to 533 and encodes 134 amino acids. Gene Ontology annotation, cellular component: Ino80 complex. Gene Ontology annotation, biological process: chromatin remodeling. The transcript is spliced from 5 exons. NCBI's taxonomy places the organism in Eukaryota, Metazoa, Chordata, Amphibia, Anura, Pelobatidae.